AUAAUUUUAUCUCGAUCAAAAUGAUUUUUCUUUGAAUUAUUGUAAGGUGCCUUCACAGUAAGGGAUUUAAAUUAGAUAGUCGAAUUCAAAAAAAUAAUAAUAAUUGACGCCCUAAUGGUUAAUUAGCUAUAUUGUUAACAGAAGGUAGGGGACAGUUCUUAAGUCAUAUUCAUCAUGUGCAUACAGUAUAGCUACCCCUUUGUGUGUUUAAGGCACGUAUGCCUCUUAUUUCAUCAGUCGGCGUGCCAUCGAAAGAAUGAAUUGUUAGCAGAUAAGUGAUUCGUUCCUGACUCACGCUGUGAGCCGCUCGGAUACAAUGAAGAGCGCGGCGCUGGCAGGAGGAAGCGAAGCGUGCGCCCAGGUGCGCUGGCGGCGCAGGAAGAGCGGGUCCGGUUGCUCGGAAACCGCUGUAGGGUGAGGAAAAGCGAGGUAUGCCAGCAGCUGCAAGUUAGGAAAGCCGGGAGUUUCUUGGUUUGGAUGCGUCCUGAUAGCAGCUGGAGUAUGUCAACAGCAGGACUUGCUGCCCAGGAGAUACGUGUGCCUCUGAAGAGCCCUUUCCUGCACAGGACCCAUUGCCCGAGCAUGGCCAGCACCAGACCCUACUGGGACCAGCACAAUGACCUGGACAACUUGUACUUCAGCCUCGAUCCAGCGUCAUUAGGGUAUAACCUCAAACCACACCAGCAGGUCCCUGUGUCUCUGAGCUUUGAGAGGCAAAACAGUCACCAUCAAUCCCCGCAGAGCCCUGGUGCGCAGCGCCUGCCGCCCAAGAAAUCUCGCCCUUCCCAGCUCGUCCUGCCCCCCUGCACGGACCCCUUCUUGUCCAGCUCUCCGGAGGGCGACCAGGUGGUCCCCUCUUUCCAGAGGCUGUCCGUGUACGAGCGUACGCCCCCCCACACCCCAGGGAGGGGAGCCAAACCACUGCCUCCCCUUCCGGGACCGCAGAGCGCGGAUCUGUCCUCGGAUGAGGCCGUCGACAGCGAGGUGGAGUUUCUCACCAGCUCGGACGACAGCUGCUGCCUCGUGCCGGAGACCUGCUCUAAGCCCUUAGCCUUCCGGUAUGGAGUGCCGAGCCGUCGCAGUUUCAGAGGCUGUGGGCAGAUCAACUAUGCCUAUUUCGACGGCCCCAGCGGAUCCCAGAUCCAGGAGCAGCAGUGCCAGGAGGAGUCCGAGCAGCAGCAGCAGCAGGCAGCCGCCAAAGACGGCGCUAAACAGCAGGACCGUCCCCACCGCCGCCUGCGCCGGUCCCACUCGGGCCCAGCGGGCUCCUUCAACAAGCCUGUCGCCCUACGCCUGUCCUCCCACCAUCCCGGCCACGUCCAGGACAAGCCGGAAGUCCCCCCCCGCGUGCCCAUCCCGCCCCGCCCCGCCAAGGCAGGAGACUACCGCCGCUGGUCGGCCGAGGUGACCUCGGGGGGCUACAGCGACGAGGACAAGCCCCCCAAGGUGCCCCCCAGGGAGCCCCUGUCCCGCAGCGGCUCUCGCACCCCGAGCCCCAAGAGCCUGCCCACGUACCUCAAUGGGGUGAUGCCCCCCACCCAGAGUUUCGCCCCAGACCCCAAGUACGUCAGCAAGGGCCUGCAGCGGCAGAACAGCGAGGGUUCGCCCGCCUGCCGCGCCCCCUGCAUCCUGCCCAUCAUCGAGAACGGGAGGAAGGCCAGCACCACCCACUACUUCCUGCUCCCCCAGCGGCCCGUCUACCUGGACCGCUUUGAGAAGUACUUCAGGGAGGCCGAGGCCGAGUCGGGCGGCGGCGGCCCCAGCACGGACUCCAAGUGGGACUGCCAGGCGAAACGGAAGCACCACGCGCACGUGGUGUCGCCGUAACCGUGGCCGCUGGAGAAGGCCGCCCUUCGCGGGGCGCUGUCUGGGAGCGCCCUGCCGCCAUCGCCCCCCCCCACCCCAAGCCGAAAACGUUCGGGCGGCUAACGUCGUUUGUCCGCCUGUGCUGACCGAUUUGUUUUCCUCAAAGCCAAUAACCGCUUAAAAGUGGACACUUUUAAAAACAGCCUGCCAGACGGUUGUUUUCGUUUUCUUGUUUUCUCUUCAUUUUACGAAAUUAGUAACGCAUAUCUGCUGGGAGGGAGGGGUAAGCGAUGUACCAACAGUUUGAAGGGGUUUUUUCUUUUUCCCUCCCCAGAAAAGCAAAACUUGCCUCAAGACAUGGAUUCAGUAUCUUGCAUUUAAGAAAAAAAAAAUCGAAAUGGAGUUAUUCAGACAGUUAUCUAUUGUGGGGAAUAUAAUUCACUCAGACGUUAUUUUUGAUAUUGCUGUUAUUUUUAUGAAUGUUGUAUGAAUAUUAGUAUUGUGGUGUUGACCUAGUAAUGAUACUAUGUCAGGAGGUGUGACACAAGCUGGACUUGUGCCUUGCUCUUCAGUGUUUAUUUCUCGUACGCAGCGCUGCAGAUAGUGUUUCCGUCGUGUGUGGUUUGUCAGUAGUGGCUAUUGUACUGUACUUCCAGGCAGCAGCUUGUGUAUGCUGUAGGAAGAGUCGGAGAGGGUCACUUUGAAUUCAUGAGGGGGCGGAAGUAAAAAAUUUAUUUUUUCUUUUCUGAGUUACUAUGAAGGCAAAACUCAUCAUGUACAAAACCUGCCUUCCUUUGUGUACUGUAUGUGCAGAAUCCAGCUUCUGUGGCUGUGUUUGGAAACUGGAGUACAGCAGGAGUUCGGCUGUUCUCCUCGUACCGAAUGCCAGACAGAGUGGUUUCUGUGUGUAUAAUGAGGGAAGGGUUGUACAGUGUGUGUAUGUGUGCGUCUGGGGAGUGGUGUACAGUGUGCGUCUGUCUGUAAAGGCAAGAACAGUGUGUUCCCGAUGUUUGUGAGAUGGGCUGAGGGGGGAGUAAUGGUGUUCUGUGCAUUGUGAUUGAGUGUCCGUGCGUGGGAGACCAGCUGUGUGAGGACUGUGUGCUGUCUGUUCCGGAUGUUCUAGAAAAGCCAAACUUUUGUUCUGAUGCAUUACCUGACUUUUUUUCUGCUAUCAUUUGCCCCCGGAUAUACUGGAUAACUAAAGCAGUUUCAAUGCAGGAGUACAUAAUACCCAGAUGAACUAAAAAAAAAAAAUAUGAAGGAAUCUCUUUUCAACAAGUCUUGUUUUGUUUUUUUUCCUGCACAAAAAAGUGGAUCUGUUCUGCUCAUGAAUGUAUGUCAUUGUUUUGUUUGUUUUUUAAAUUGUCUGUUCUAGUCAUGUCUGGAAAUAAAUUGAUUAUGGCUAACAUUAUCUGAUCCAUAAUCACAAAAUACUAGAAUAAUCCAAUUCUUUCUGUUACCUCAAUCUAGAACUAACUACAUUGAACAAGACUGAGCUAAUGGGAAAUACCAGGCCAGUUCGGAAGGAGUAUCUUAGCUAAGCCCUCCUUUAACUUCGACACGCAUGGCCACACAUUUCUGAUUAGUGGAUUUACAGUCCUCUUGGGUCUUUAGAGCCUAUUCAGAAAUGUGUAUUUGCUCCUACUAAUACUACCGUAAAGCUCAAUCUUGGAAGUUUUUUUUUAAAUACCAUGUACUCUGUGGUUGUUACAUUCACAUUUUGUUACAUUUUGACUUUUAAUAAUAUUAUAGUAAAUUUUUUCCCCUUUUUCUUUUGUUUUCAGUUGAUCUCAAAUGGCCAUAUUUUAUCCAGCAUCAUCUAGAGAGGAAAAGUUGGGAAUCAGAAUUUAAUAGAAAUAGAAUCCAUUAUCCAACCAUUGCAAUAGUAUUGGCUUUCUGAAAAGCCAGGUUUUAUUCCAACAUCAAAAAGACCACCUUCUGUAAAGUGCUGUCUGUAACAAGCACUGCAUGUGCGUUCCAAAUUCAGCGUUUCGAGGUGGGGAAAAUUCAGAACUUUCCUUUAACAACCCAGUUUGUACAUCCCAUUUGUCCAACUGCCUCGCACCAAAGUUCUCAUAGAUGUCUGUGUGUGGUAUCAAUGCACAUUCUCUGCGGUUUUUAUACUGCAAUAUACUGGGGUCAAUUUAAAGGGAAGAUGGAGUCACUCAAUCUUUCUAAGAUCAUUUAAUCCAGCUCUUUUUACUACCCUUGCUGAGUGGAUGUUAAUUAUAUUGGUUUAGAGGAUCUGGGUUUAUCAACUUAAAAAAAAAAUUAAACCCAGGUUACUGAACUGAAAUGGCCUUAUCUGACAUGCGUAGCAUUUCCUGUACAUAGACUCCUGUCUGACUGUGAUUACAGUGGGUGUGGUUGUGCAGACUUUGGCUGCUGGAAGCUAGAAAAUACGUUUUCAAUUUUAUAAGCUCUUUUUGUUUUAAAAGGAAAAAGUGUCAAGCUGAAACUACAUAUGUAGCAUUUACGUUGCCGAUUUCAGCACGGAUGUAGUAAAAAGAGGGCCCCGGGCCACUUUAUUUGUUUUAGGAACGCAUACUUCUGCUCGUAGGAUGGUUGUAAGGUGUGUUUAAAAAUGAAUCCCUGCUUCCAUCAUCUUCUGUCUUCUGCACCCCCUCCACUAGCAGAGAAGUAAUGUUACUGAUAAACCACCUGAUUCGAGGACGCCUCCUGUUCUGUUCUGCAGGGAAUUGCACUGCCCUCUGCUUUGUGUAUGAUUUUCUCCAGGUACUUUUUAUGGGCAUGGUGUAACUGAUGACAGGGGUGCCGCUCGGAUUUCUUUGAUAGCUGUGAUCUUUGUAUGGUUGGUAGGGCAGAAGACCAUGUGGGGUCAGGUUUGCCGUUGUCUCCUAGGUGCCUACUGUAACCUCAAAAAAAAAAAAAUCACAUAGGGGCAGCAGCAGCAUCUGCUUACAGAUUUUUACUGUUUUUGAUGGCGGUAGAUCUCUUCAGCUGCAAGGGGAUUGUUCUUGCUCAAUACUUUCCAUAAUUGAAAAGGAGAAUCUGUUUAACCUGCCCUUUAGUUUCUCAUCCUUACUUCAGCACGUGGACCCUGUUCUCAACUGUUAGCUGACCUUUUUUUAUCAAGAGACGUGAUCCAAUACAUGAGUGUGAUGAAGAUGUCACUCUUGUGUGAUGUCUCAGUGAUUCUAGAGGAGCAUUGAUACAAAUUCAGGACAUUGCUGCUGCACCUGUUCUGAAUAAUCUGUUUCUCAUCACAAGGGUUUUG
Messenger RNA from Lepisosteus oculatus (spotted gar), 5044 nucleotides. Lineage: Eukaryota; Metazoa; Chordata; Actinopteri; Semionotiformes; Lepisosteidae. The record is from RefSeq and is a predicted model, not a curated record.